Molecule: messenger RNA, 2452 nt
Organism: Humulus lupulus (European hop)
Lineage: Eukaryota; Viridiplantae; Streptophyta; Magnoliopsida; Rosales; Cannabaceae
Product: K(+) efflux antiporter 6
Exons: 20
Coding region: 312-2111 (599 amino acids)
Biological process (GO): proton transmembrane transport; potassium ion transmembrane transport
Cellular component (GO): membrane
Molecular function (GO): potassium:proton antiporter activity
Source: RefSeq, a predicted model, not a curated record
UUCAACGGCGAUUAUUCCAGAGUUCAUACACCCAUACACGCCGUUAUAUAUACAUAUAUAUAUGUAUUGUUCCCUUUGAUUAACUUCAGAAUCAUUAUGACCACAACUUGCUUAGAUUAGAUAUAACCUUCUCACUCUCAAUUUCACCACUCUCUCUCUCUCUCUCUCUCUCUCUCUCUAUAUAUAUAUAUAUAUACAUACAUACAUAUCCGCCAUUGUUGAAUUGGAGUUGAAGCUCAGCUCAGGCAAACCUCUGCUGAUUGGUUCUAUCUACUACUUGUUAAUUUUGCGUGGUCUUCGUCUUAUUGGCAAUGUUGUUGAGAAGAUCUUCUUCGUCUUCCUCUUCGGUCAGUGGCUUCUACUCGAUCUUGGCUCCGACUUUGCUUCUUCUUCUCUGCUCGGAUUUGCUUGCUCUUUCCGCGACCGAGAGCGAGAGCGAGAACUUGCUUGUUGCAGAUGAAUCGGAUCUGUUGCUUCAGACUAAUCUCACUCAGUUGAAUGCGUCGAGCUCUAAACCUAAAGAAGGUAGUUUCGCUGAUAUGAUUGAUAAAGCUUUGGAGAAUGAGUUCAAGGAGAAUGACCAAAAUGAAGCUAAUGAUGCUGGGAGUUUUAACAACAGUGUUUCAGGGCAACAGGCAGUUCUGGAGACUGUUGCAAGAGUUAAGUCGAAAAAAAAUGAGACAAAAGAGGAAAAGUCGUUUCAGUUUCAAGAUGUCUUCAAUCUGGAUAAUGAAAAUAGAGCAGAAGAUACCCCAACCUUGAUAGAUCGGAAGGACAAUGUCUUCAUUAUAUCAAACUUUAAAUCAAAGUAUCCUAUGCUGCAGCUAGAUUUGAGGUUGAUAUCAGAUUUGGUAGUUGUUAUUGUGUCUGCAACCUGUGGUGGGAUUGCCUUUGCUUGUGCUGGACAACCGGUUAUUACUGGGUAUUUGCUAGCGGGAUCUUUGAUUGGUCCUGGAGGAUUUAACUUCAUCAGUGAAAUGGUGCAAGUUGAAACAGUGGCUCAGUUUGGUGUAAUUUUUCUCCUUUUUGCAUUGGGCUUAGACUUCUCGACAACAAAGCUGAAAGUUGUUCGAGCCGUUGCUAUUCUAGGAGGUCUACUCCAAAUUUUCCUAUUCAUGUGCCUCUGCGGGAUUACAGUAUCGUUGUGUGGUGGUAAAACUUCGGAGGGGGUAUUCGUUGGUGCAUUUCUGUCAAUGUCUUCGACGGCAGUGGUAUUGAAGUUUUUGAUGGAGAAAAACACUACAAAUUCCCUUCAUGGCCAAGUCACCAUAGGCACCCUAAUCCUCCAGGACUGUGCUGUGGGAUUGCUUUUUGCUUUGCUUCCAGUUCUUGGCGGGACUUCUGGUGUUCUUGAAGGAUUUCUGUCAAUGGCCAAAUUGUUGGUGAUCUUGAUUGCAUUCUUAGCUGCUCUGUCUAUAAUAUCUCGCACUGCUCUCCCUUGGUUACUAAAAUUGAUGAUUAGUUUAUCAUCACAGACCAACGAACUCUAUCAAUUGACAUCAGUGGCAUUCUGCUUGCUCGUAGCCUGGUGUAGCGAUAAGUUGGGAUUAAGUCUAGAACUUGGUUCCUUUGCUGCUGGUGUGAUGAUAUCUACAACUGAUCUUGCUCCACAUACUCUUGAACAAAUCGAACCCAUUCGCAACCUAUUUGCUGCUCUUUUUCUUGCCAGCAUUGGGAUGCUGAUCCAUGUUCAGUUCCUAUGGAAUCACGUAGACAUAUUGCUUGCAUCCGUUAUAUUGGUCAUCAUCGUAAAAACAGCUAUCAUUGCAUCGGUUGUCAAAGGAUUUCGUUACAACAACAAAACUUCAAUUCUUGUGGCAUUGUCUUUGGCACAAAUAGGGGAAUUCGCUUUUGUUCUCCUUAGUCGGGCCUCAAACCUUCAUCUAGUCGAGGGAAAACUGUAUCUAUUGCUUCUUGGGACAACAGCACUAAGCCUGGUAACCACUCCAAUGCUCUUUAAGCUCAUCCCUGCUGUGGUGCAUCUUGGCGUGCUCUUACGGUGGUUCCCCCCAGACAUUUCUCUCGAGAUGGGAGUAAAAGGAGAGAAUCUCCGCAGCGACAGCGGCAAGCAGCGUGUUGUUGUGAUGGUUCAAAGUUCUCACGAUUCCUGAAAGUCGCGGUUUUGGAAUGUUCCAAGUAGGAAAUACUUUCUCUUAUCAGUUGUUUUUUUAUUCUUCUGAGCAAAGUCCGAUCAACAACAUUCAGACACGAGUCUCGGCUACCGACGAAUGGGACCGGACCGAGGUUUAUCUAACCACUGAACUAACCUAACAAGCCUUACCCUUAAUAUUAAUUUUUUGCUCCCACUUUGUGAUAUCAUUCUUUCUCUGUAUAAUAUGGUUUUCAUGUUGUAAUUUUUAGUUUGACAGUAUACGAUUUCUCCAAGUGGUAAGUUUUGAAUGUAUCAAGUCUUAUAUGUUUCCAUGUUAAUGAUUUAUUAAGGUUUUGUUUA